This is a messenger RNA of Anisakis simplex (herring worm), 360 nucleotides long. The record is from the annotation of a GenBank genome assembly. Lineage: Eukaryota; Metazoa; Nematoda; Chromadorea; Rhabditida; Anisakidae.
AUGGUCAGUCGAUUGAAUAUCUCAUUGAGAACCGCAAUUUUAGGGAUAUUACAUACAAAAGCCUGGCUUGUUGAUGAUCAGCAUUUGUACAUCGGAUCAGCUAAUAUUGAUUGGCGGUCGCUUAAGCAGGUCAAAGAACUCGGCGUUGCUUUCUUCAACUGUCCUUGUGUGGCUGCCGAUGCCAGAAAACUGUUCGACGUUUACUGGCAAAUGGGCGCACCGAAUAGUCAAAUUCCAGCAAAAUGGCCGGCAGAUCUAGCCACAGUUUUCAACGCUAACAAUCCGAUUAGCGCUACUUUGAAUCAGCAACAGUCCGCUGUUUAUCUUUCAGUAUGUUUUUUCCCCUGUUUCCUUCGAUAA